Fimicolochytrium jonesii is the source of this 2516-nucleotide messenger RNA. RefSeq lists its product as uncharacterized. The transcript has 2 exons. NCBI's taxonomy places the organism in Eukaryota, Fungi, Chytridiomycota, Chytridiomycetes, Spizellomycetales, Powellomycetaceae. Gene Ontology annotation, cellular component: PcG protein complex; transcription regulator complex. Bases 202 to 2463 code for a protein of 753 amino acids. The record is from RefSeq and is a predicted model, not a curated record. Gene Ontology annotation, molecular function: RNA polymerase II cis-regulatory region sequence-specific DNA binding; DNA-binding transcription factor activity, RNA polymerase II-specific. Gene Ontology annotation, biological process: regulation of transcription by RNA polymerase II.
UCGGUCGCGGUGGUUGUGUAGGUUGAAAGUUGAGUCUCGCUCUCCGUCAGUUCUGUUCCGAUUCGCAAAGCACGUCGUCGGUUGUCCACGCAGCGUCGGAUUCCACUUCUCGUCGUUGCAAGUGUAGUGUUCUCGGUCGGCAGCUCCUAGCCUGCGUUUUUCGGUUGCUUGUUCUUCGAGUAGUUUGCGAUAUCGGCAGCCAUGGUCAACGUCCUGACCGCUCCGCCCGUAAUCGGCUCGCCGAAUACGGUACCAAAGUCUGCAGCCCAUGGGAUGCCGCCGACGCCCAUCAAGGUUGAAGCCAGUCUCCAGCUCACUUCAUCGACUACCACCGCACCCCUUCCGGCAACCUCUACCUUCCUUCACCGCCGCGAGUCCGAUUCUUCUGUACUCAGCACCACCGAGGAAGGCGGCAGCCGCCGGUCAUCGGGCGCAUCAUCUUUCUUGAACGAUGGGUCGAGCUCCGCGGCGUCGUCGUCCAACCUGUGCUGCGUGUUUGAGGAAGUCGAUACCGAGCAAGUCAGAUUUGGGGACCUUUCUCUAACCAGCCCGGCGCCUGUCGCCACGAUGGGCGGCGGAGGCGGUGUGAUGGAUAUGGACAUAUACAUGAUGAAUAUGAACAUUCAGAUGCAGCUGCAAAUGCACAAGGAUGCUGCUACCGCCGCAGCCACUACCGAUCCAACACUACCGCCGCAGCAGCAGAGGCAAGCGUUGCCACUCCCUCACUCAAUCCUUCGAUCUCACAGCUUUGAGUCCCUCGUUACGAGUGGAUCCCUGACGGCUGGCCCCAUGGCUCACCAGAACUCGCCGCGAGUCCGCCACGCGCCGAUGGCGAGACGUGCUUCCGCCGCCGCACUGCAUCCUAUCGUAGUCCCAACCCUCUCUGUACCCGUAUCAGGCCCGAUGCAGGCAUCGCAGGAUCCGCAACAACAACAACAGCAACAACCGUCACAAUACCAACACCCGAUGACUCCCUACCCUCGAAUGACGAGGCGGAAAUCGAACCACAUCAGCUCGACCCCGACCGUUGCAGGCAGAGUUGACCUACCACAUCUCAACACCGAAUUCACUUCAACGAAGCCGUCAAUGCGCCGUUCAUCCUUUGUUGGCAGCGAGACGUACGCAAUGGGGCGCCGCGGCUCCGCGGUCUCCGCCGGUGUCGGUACUACACCUACGCUGAAUCGAUCACACUCGCAAUUCAAUAUUAACACCUACGGCAUCCCCAACCAUGGUCCGGCGACGCCGCCGACCUCAAACAUGGCAACCGCAUACCAUCCGUACAACGGCUACCGCCAAGGCCGCAAGCGCUCGCUGGAUCACGGCACCAUUCUCCAUCAAGCGGCCCCCAAGUCGAGCGGCGAGACGUACACGCAAUACCCGGCGCAGAUGUACCUUCCCAUGUCGGCGGGUCCGAUGCACCAUCCAGGCGCGAUGACUAUGCUCCAACGCCGGUUCUCAGUGCCGUUCAUGCCGGACAUGAGCGCAUUGCCAGGAACGCAGCAGCAUCUCCACCUGCAGAUGUACUACCCGGAGGAAGUGACAUCCGCGCCUUUGUACCAUCAGCUCACCGCCCCCUACAUCCACGACGGAAUGCACACACCGCUAAUCUCGCUAUCUUCCCCAUUCGACGAUGCGUCCACACCUACUCCGCCACCGAACUCAGCGCUGUCGACGAUCUGCACUCCGACACCCACCGGUGGCAUGUACAACAUGGACACCAAUUCCGGCUACCUCGGCUCGCCCGCAUUGGCAUCCGCCGCCGACGGACCAUUCGAUCCUUCGUCAGUUUUUGCAGUCCCAUCACCGCUGCCCAUUGAGAAGUGGGACAUGAUAUCAACUGGUGUUCUCUCCGCGGCGUCUUAUGAAGACCACCACCACCAUAAUGCGCUCGGGCUCGAUUCUGCGACAUCAACCGCCCUGUUCUCGCCGGAUAAGAUGUUGACGGAUGGUUGGGGCGACGGGUAUUGCUGGAACAUAACGUCGGCGACGACGAGCGCUACAAUCUCGGCAGGUGGGGUUACCGCGGACGACCAUGGCGGCGCCGCGUGCCCACCGCUUCUGUACGAGAGCGGCGAGGAAGUUGGAGCGACGAGGGGCGACGGCUACUACUACGGUGAGGAGGAGGAAGAUGAAGACUAUGCGCGGGCUCGCCAUGACGCUAUGGGCAAAGAAACGCACACGUGCGACGCCAAUGGAUGUGGGAUGACGUUCGACACCGAGACGAGCUUCAACGCCCACGUCAAAAUGCAUGCACCGCCGGCGACGCGCCAGCAACAACAGGUGGAUCGUCGCUCACAUGUCUGCGAAGUUUGCCAGCGUGCAUUCGUUCGUCGCCAAGAUCUUAAACGCCACUCAGCAACGCACUCCGCGACUUUCAAGCCAUUUAACUGCUACAACUGUGCGACCACUUUCACCCGUUCUGAUGCCUUGCACCGCCAUAUCAAGGCCAGGCGCUGUCUGUGAGCGCAAUUCCAUCAUGGGCGGUCUCACCGCCCUCUAUGCCGUAUGACGCAUCA